This is a messenger RNA of Alosa sapidissima (American shad), 10594 nucleotides long. Its product is annotated as mucin-2-like. Bases 319 to 10563 code for a protein of 3414 amino acids. The record is from RefSeq and is a predicted model, not a curated record. Lineage: Eukaryota; Metazoa; Chordata; Actinopteri; Clupeiformes; Clupeidae. The transcript has 2 exons.
CUUUUUGAGUGGAGGUCAGUUUGGCCUCCCAUGUUUCACAAACAUAUUUACAAUUGUUGGCUAAUAUGUAGACUAUCUGGAGGCUAAUAUUUAAUUUAUCAGGAAGUCUUGGGAGAAAAUCAUACUUGCGGUAAUCACAUACCUAAGGCAAAGUCAGGGUUGUGUAUAAAGGCAAAUACAUUUCACAGCUUUCUCACAACAUCUCAGUAUCACAUCACACACUGUAAAAGGGGGUCAGCAGGGCUUACAGGACUUAGGACUUAAGGAAUAUUUGCGUCUCUACAGUUGUUAGCCUCAACAUCCAUCUCCACCUUCAUCAUGAACAUCAGAAGGCUUGUGUGCUAUGUGGUUUUCUCGCUGGCUCAGAUGACCACCAUGGUGCCAAAAACAGCCGCACCUACAGCAACAAUUCUACCCAUAACAGCUGCCAUGGAGAUCACUAUGAAUGUCCCUGUGACAACCACCACGGAAACACCAACAAGAACACCCACUACAGUUGAACCCACAACAGCAACACCGAAGGUAGCCACUACAGGUGUACCUAUCACAACUGAAAUUAACCCAACUACUGAAGCUGCAUCUCAAACAACAACAGUCAUGCCAACCACCACACCUAUAUCAACAACAACCAUGGCAAAUACUACACCUGUAAAAACAGUAAGAACCACAACAGCCCCACAUGUUGAGCCCAUAACAUCAACAAUCAAUGUAGGUGCACCUACGACAAUACACACCAUGUUAACCUCUAUGGCUGAAGCUACAAGGACAAGCAUGGCAAACACACCGCCUGUGACAACAACAAAAGUAGCAAUUACGAAAUGUGUAUGCACAAAAAUAACAAUCAUUGUAAUAGAUGCACAUACAACAACAAAAACCUCUCCAACUACCAUGUCAAUGACCACGCUCACACCUAUGUCUACAACAACAACCAUCGCAAAUACCAAGCCUACCACAACAAGAGUCACAGAAUCUACCACAAUUGAACCACCAGUAAGUAAAACCAAGGUAACCAUCCUAAGUACAACAGCAUCAAUAACACUCAACCUGACCCCUGCUGCAUCUCAAACUGCCGCAACCAUGCCAACAACCACACCUAAUAUUCCAUCAACAACCAUGAAAAACAUUCUAUGCACCACAACAACUUCCACUGUUGAACCCAGAGAAACAACAACUAGAGAAACCAUCUCAGGUGAACCUACAACAAUCAAGGUAACGACAACAGGUGCACAUAUGACAACCAAAACCAAACCAACCACUGUGCUUGAACCGGCAAUGGCUACUGACACAACAAAAUCUGCAUCAACAACAACCUUGGCAAACACAAAAGCUUCUACAACAACUAAAACAACAACCAUGGAAACCAGCACAAGUGCAUCUACGGAAACAAAAACCACCACAGUCACCUUGGAAACCACAGGAACAACAAUGGCAAACACCAUGCCUGUCACAACCACAGAUGUUAAACCUAGAACAGCCCUAACAACCACCACAGUUGAACCCACGGUAAUAACAGCCAACGUAACCACUACAGGUGAACCUACAGCAACAAACAAUACUGUGACCACUGUAGUUGCAUCUCCAACAACAACAACAACAAACAUGCCAGUCACCACAGCCAACCCAAUGUCAGCAACUGCCAUGGUUAAAACCACACCUGAGUCAACAAGAACCACAGCAGCCAGUACAGUUGAAUCCAGAACCACAACAGGCAAGGUAACUACCACAAGUGCAGCUACAGCAACAACCAUGGCAAGUACUACAACUGGGGAAACUGCAAGAACCAUCACAACUUCCACUGUUGAACCCACAGAAACAAUAACUAGAGGAACAAUCUCAGGUGAACCUACAACAAUCAAAACCACCACAAGCACUACUAUUGAAUCUUCAGAAACCACCAUGCCGUCCACCAUUAGUGCAUUUACAUCAACAACAAUAACCAUGCCAACAACCACACCUAAUCAUACGUCAACAACCAUGGAAAACACUGCAUCCAUCACAACAAGCACUAAAGUUGAACCCACAACAAUAGCCAUGGUAACGACAACAGGUGCACAUAUGACAACUAAACCCACACCAACUCCUGUGUAUGAACUUACAACAACAGCAAUGGCAACCAACACAACAAAAUCUGCAUCAAUAACCUUGGCAAACACGAAAGCUUCUACAACAACUAAAACAACAACCAUGGAAACCAGCACAAGUGCAUCUACGGAAACAAAAAACACCACAGUCACCUUGGAAACCACAGGAACAACAAUGGCAAACACCAUGCCUGUCACAACCACAGAUGUUAAACCUAGAACAGCCCUAACAACCACCACAGUUGAACCCACGGUAAUAACAGCCAACGUAACCACUACAGGUGAACCUACAGCAACAAACAAUACUGUGACCACUGUAGUUGCAUCUCCAACAACAACAACAACAAACAUGCCAGUCACCACAGCCAACCCAAUGUCAGCAACUGCCAUGGUUAAAACCACACCUGUGUCAACAAGAACCACAGCAGCCAGUACAGUUGAAUCCAGAACCACAACAGGCAAGGUAACUACCACAAGUGCAGCUACAGCAACAACCAUGGCAAGUACUACAACUGGAGAAACUGCAAGAACCAUCACAACUUCCACUGUUGAACCCACAGAAACAAUAACUAGAGGAACAAUCUCAGGUGAACCUGCAACAAUCAAAACCACCACAAGCACUACUAUUGAAUCUUCAGAAACCACCAUGCCGUCCACCAUUAGUGCAUUUACAUCAACAACAAUAACCAUGCCAACAACCACACCUAAUCAUACGUCAACAACCAUGGAAAACACUGCAUCCAUCACAACAAGCACUAAAGUUGAACCCACAACAAUAGCCAUGGUAACGACAACAGGUGCACAUAUGACAACUAAACCCACACCAACUGCUGUGUAUGAACCUACAACAACAGCAAUGGCAACCAACACAACAAAAUCUGCAUCAACAACCUUGGCAAACACGAAAGCUUCUACAACAACUAAAACAACAACCAUGGAAACCAGCACAAGUGCAUCUACGGAAACAAAAAACACCACAAUCACCUUGGAAACCACAGGAACAACAAUGGCAAACACCAUGCCUGUCACAACCACAGAUGUUAAACCUAGAACAGCCCUAACAACCACCACAGUUGAACCCACGGUAAUAACAGCCAACGUAACCACUACAGGUGAACCUACAGCAACAAACAAUACUGUGACCACUGUAGUUGCAUCUCCAACAACAACAACAACAAACAUGCCAGUCACCACAGCCAACCCAAUGUCAGCAACUGCCAUGGUUAAAACCACACCUGAGUCAACAAGAACCACAGCAGCCAGUACAGUUGAAUCCAGAACCACAACAGGCAAGGUAACUACCACAAGUGCAGCUACGGCAACAACCAUGGCAAGUACUACAACUGGGGAAACUGCAAGAACCAUCACAACUUCCACUGUUGAACCCACAGAAACAAUAACUAGAGGAACAAUCUCAGGUGAACCUACAACAAUCAAAACCACCACAAGCACUACUAUUGAAUCUUCAGAAACCACCAUGCCGUCCACCAUUAGUGCAUUUACAUCAACAACAAUAACCAUGCCAACAACCAGACCUAAUCAUACGUCAACAACCAUGGAAAACACUGCAUCCAUCACAACAAGCACUAAAGUUGAACCCACAACAAUAGCCAUGGUAACGACAACAGGUGCACAUAUGACAACUAAACCCACACCAACCCCUGUGUCUGAACCUACAACAACAGCAAUGGCAACCAACACAACAAAAUCUGCAUCAACAACCUUGGCAAACACAAAAGCUUCUACAACAACUAAAACAACAACCAUGGAAACCAGCACAAGUGCAUCUACGGAAACAAAAAACACCACAGUCACCUUGGAAACCACAGGAACAACAAUGACAAACACCAUGCCUGUCACAACCACAGAUGUUAAACCUAGAACAGCCCUAACAACCACCACAGUUGAACCCACGGUAAUAACAGCCAACGUAACCACUACAGGUGAACCUACAGCAACAAACAAUACUGUGACCACUGUAGUUGCAUCUCCAACAACAACAACAACAAACAUGCCAGUCACCACAGCCAACCCAAUGUCAGCAACUGCCAUGGUUAAAACCACACCUGUGUCAACAAGAACCACAGCAGCCAGUACAGUUGAAUCCAGAACCACAACAGGCAAGGUAACUACCACAAGUGCAGCUACAGCAACAACCAUGGCAAGUACUACAACUGGAGAAACUGCAAGAACCAUCACAACUUCCACUGUUGAACCCACAGAAACAAUAACUAGAGGAACAAUCUCAGGUGAACCUGCAACAAUCAAAACCACCACAAGCACUACUAUUGAAUCUUCAGAAACCACCAUGCCGUCCACCAUUAGUGCAUUUACAUCAACAACAAUAACCAUGCCAACAACCACACCUAAUCAUACGUCAACAACCAUGGAAAACACUGCAUCCAUCACAACAAGCACUAAAGUUGAACCCACAACAAUAGCCAUGGUAACGACAACAGGUGCACAUAUGACAACUAAACCCACACCAACUGCUGUGUAUGAACCUACAACAACAGCAAUGGCAACCAACACAACAAAAUCUGCAUCAACAACCUUGGCAAACACGAAAGCUUCUACAACAACUAAAACAACAACCAUGGAAACCAGCACAAGUGCAUCUACGGAAACAAAAAACACCACAAUCACCUUGGAAACCACAGGAACAACAAUGGCAAACACCAUGCCUGUCACAACCACAGAUGUUAAACCUAGAACAGCCCUAACAACCACCACAGUUGAACCCACGGUAAUAACAGCCAACGUAACCACUACAGGUGAACCUACAGCAACAAACAAUACUGUGACCACUGUAGUUGCAUCUCCAACAACAACAACAACAAACAUGCCAGUCACCACAGCCAACCCAAUGUCAGCAACUGCCAUGGUUAAAACCACACCUGUGUCACCAAGAACCACAGCAGCCAGUACAGUUGAAUCCAGAACCACAACAGGCAAGGUAACUACCACAAGUGCAGCUACAGCAACAACCAUGGCAAGUACUACAACUGGGGAAACUGCAAGAACCAUCACAACUUCCACUGUUGAACCCACAGAAACAAUAACUAGAGGAACAAUCUCAGGUGAACCUACAACAAUCAAAACCACCACAAGCACUACUAUUGAAUCUUCAGAAACCACCAUGCCGUCCACCAUUAGUGCAUUUACAUCAACAACAAUAACCAUGCCAACAACCAGACCUAAUCAUACGUCAACAACCAUGGAAAACACUGCAUCCAUCACAACAAGCACUAAAGUUGAACCCACAACAAUAGCCAUGGUAACGACAACAGGUGCACAUAUGACAACUAAACCCACACCAACUGCUGUGUAUGAACCUACAACAACAGCAAUGGCAACCAACACAACAAAAUCUGCAUCAACAACCUUGGCAAACACGAAAGCUUCUACAACUAAAACAACAACCAUGGAAACCAGCACAAGUGCAUCUACGGAAACAAAAAACACCACAAUCACCUUGGAAACCACAGGAACAACAAUGGCAAACACCAUGCCUGUCACAACCACAGAUGUUAAACCUAGAACAGCCCUAACAACCACCACAGUUGAACCCACGGUAAUAACAGCCAACGUAACCACUACAGGUGAACCUACAGCAACAAACAAUACUGUGACCACUGUAGUUGCAUCUCCAACAACAACAACAACAAACAUGCCAGUCACCACAGCCAACCCAAUGUCAGCAACUGCCAUGGUUAAAACCACACCUGAGUCAACAAGAACCACAGCAGCCAGUACAGUUGAAUCCAGAACCACAACAGGCAAGGUAACUACCACAAGUGCAGCUACGGCAACAACCAUGGCAAGUACUACAACUGGGGAAACUGCAAGAACCAUCACAACUUCCACUGUUGAACCCACAGAAACAAUAACUAGAGGAACAAUCUCAGGUGAACCUACAACAAUCAAAACCACCACAAGCACUACUAUUGAAUCUUCAGAAACCACCAUGCCGUCCACCAUUAGUGCAUUUACAUCAACAACAAUAACCAUGCCAACAACCACACCUAAUCAUACGUCAACAACCAUGGAAAACACUGCAUCCAUCACAACAAGCACUAAAGUUGAACCCACAACAAUAGCCAUGGUAACGACAACAGGUGCACAUAUGACAACUAAACCCACACCAACCCCUGUGUCUGAACCUACAACAACAGCAAUGGCAACCAACACAACAAAAUCUGCAUCAACAACCUUGGCAAACACAAAAGCUUCUACAACAACUAAAACAACAACCAUGGAAACCAGCACAAGUGCAUCUACGGAAACAAAAAACACCACAGUCACCUUGGAAACCACAGGAACAACAAUGACAAACACCAUGCCUGUCACAACCACAGAUGUUAAACCUAGAACAGCCCUAACAACCACCACAGUUGAACCCACGGUAAUAACAGCCAACGUAACCACUACAGGUGAACCUACAGCAACAAACAAUACUGUGACCACUGUAGUUGCAUCUCCAACAACAACAACAACAAACAUGCCAGUCACCACAGCCAACCCAAUGUCAGCAACUGCCAUGGUUAAAACCACACCUGUGUCAACAAGAACCACAGCAGCCAGUACAGUUGAAUCCAGAACCACAACAGGCAAGGUAACUACCACAAGUGCAGCUACAGAAACAACCAUGGCAAGUACUACAACUGGGGAAACUGCAAGAACCAUCACAACUUCCACUGUUGAACCCACAGAAACAAUAACUAGAGGAACCAUCUCAGGUGAACCUACAACAAUCAAAACCACCACAAGCACUACUAUUGAAUCUUCAGAAACCACCAUGCCGUCCACCAUUAGUGCAUUUACAUCAACAACAAUAACCGUGCCAACAACCACACCUAAUCAUACGUCAACAACUAUGGAAAACACUGCAUCCAUCACAACAAGCACUAAAGUUGAACCCACAACAAUAGCUAUGGUAACGACAACAGGUGCACAUAUGACAACUAAACCCACACCAACCCCUGUGUAUGAACCUACAACAACAGCAAUGGCAAACAACACAACAAAAUCUGCAUCAACAACCUUGGCAAACACAAAAGCUUCUACAACAACUAAAACAACAACCAUGGAAACCAGCACAAGUGCAUCUACGGAAACAAAAAACACCACAGUCACCUUGGAAACCACAGGAACAACAAUGACAAACACCAUGCCUGUCACAACCACAGAUGUUAAACCUAGAACAGCCCUAACAACCACCACAGUUGAACCCACGGUAAUAACAGCCAACGUAACCACUACAGGUGAACCUACAGCAACAAACAAUACUGUGACCACUGUAGUUGCAUCUCCAACAACAACAACAACAAACAUGCCAGUCACCACAGCCAACCCAAUGUCAGCAACCGCCAUGGUUAAAACCACACCUGUGUCAACAAGAACCACAGCAGCCAGUACAGUUGAAUCCAGAACCACAACAGGCAAGGUAACUACCACAAGUGCAGCUACAGAAACAACCAUGGCAAGUACUACAACUGGGGAAACUGCAAGAACCAUCACAACUUCCACUGUUGAACCCACAGAAACAAUAACUAGAGGAACCAUCUCAGGUGAACCUACAACAAUCAAAACCACCACAAGCACUACUAUUGAAUCUUCAGAAACCACCAUGCCGUCCACCAUUAGUGCAUUUACAUCAACAACAAUAACCGUGCCAACAACCACACCUAAUCAUACGUCAACAACUAUGGAAAACACUGCAUCCAUCACAACAAGCACUAAAGUUGAACCCACAACAAUAGCUAUGGUAACGACAACAGGUGCACAUAUGACAACUAAACCCACACCAACCCCUGUGUAUGAACCUACAACAACAGCAAUGGCAAACAACACAACAAAAUCUGCAUCAACAACCUUGGCAAACACAAAAGCUUCUACAACAACUAAAACAACAACCAUGGAAACCAGCACAAGUGCAUCUACGGAAACAAAAAACACCACAGUCACCUUGGAAACCACAGGAACAACAAUGACAAACACCAUGCCUGUCACAACCACAGAUGUUAAACCUAGAACAGCCCUAACAACCACCACAGUUGAACCCACGGUAAUAACAGCCAACGUAACCACUACAGGUGAACCUACAGCAACAAACAAUACUGUGACCACUGUAGUUGCAUCUCCAACAACAACAACAACAAACAUGCCAGUCACCACAGCCAACCCAAUGUCAGCAACUGCCAUGGUUAAAACCACACCUGUGUCAACAAGAACCACAGCAGCCAGUACAGUUGAAUCCAGAACCACAACAGGCAAGGUAACUACCACAAGUGCAGCUACAGAAACAACCAUGGCAAGUACUACAACUGGGGAAACUGCAAGAACCAUCACAACUUCCACUGUUGAACCCACAGAAACAAUAACUAGAGGAACCAUCUCAGGUGAACCUACAACAAUCAAAACCACCACAAGCACUACUAUUGAAUCUUCAGAAACCACCAUGCCGUCCACCAUUAGUGCAUUUACAUCAACAACAAUAACCGUGCCAACAACCACACCUAAUCAUACGUCAACAACUAUGAAAAACACUGCAUCCAUCACAACAAGCACUAAAGUUGAACCCACAACAAUAGUUAUGGUAACGACAACAGGUGCACAUAUGACAACUAAACCCACACCAACCCCUGUGUAUGAACCUACAACAACAGCAAUGGCAAACAACACAACAAAAUCUGCAUCAACAACCUUGGCAAACACAAAAGCUUCUACAACAACUAAAACAACAACCAUGGAAACCAGCACAAGUGCAUCUACGGAAACAAAAAACACCACAGUCACCUUGGAAACCACAGGAACAACAAUGACAAACACCAUGCCUGUCACAACCACAGAUGUUAAACCUAGAACAGCCCUAACAACCACCACAGUUGAACCCACGGUAAUAACAGCCAACAUAACCACUACAGGUGAACCUACAGCAACAAACAAUACUGUGACCACUGUAGUUGCAUCUCCAACAACAACAACAACAAACAUGCCAGUCACCACAGCAAACCCAAUGUCAGCAACUGCCAUGGUUAAAACCACACCUGUGUCAACAAGAACCACAGCAGCCAGUACAGUUGAAUCCAGAACCACAACAGGCAAGGUAACUACCACAAGUGCAGCUACAGAAACAACCAUGGCAAGUACUACAACUGGGGAAACUGCAAGAACCAUCACAACUUCCACUGUUGAACCCACAGAAACAAUAACUAGAGGAACCAUCUCAGGUGAACCUACAACAAUCAAAACCACCACAAGCACUACUAUUGAAUCUUCAGAAACCACCAUGCCGUCCACCAUUAGUGCAUUUACAUCAACAACAAUAACCGUGCCAACAACCACACCUAAUCAUACGUCAACAACUAUGGAAAACACUGCAUCCAUCACAACAAGCACUAAAGUUGAACCCACAACAAUAGCCAUGGUAACGACAACAGGUGCACAUAUGACAACUAAACCCACACCAACCCCUGUGUAUGAACCUACAAUAACAGCAAUGGCAAACAACACAACAAAAUCUGCAUCAACAACCUUGGCAAACACAAAAGCUUCUACAACAACUAAAACAACAACCAUGGAAACCAGCACAAGUGCAUCUACGGAAACAAAAAACACCACAGUCACCUUGGAAACCACAGGAACAACAAUGACAAACACCAUGCCUGUCACAACCACAGAUGUUAAACCUAGAACAGCCCUAACAACCACCACAGUUGAACCCACGGUAAUAACAGCCAACAUAACCACUACAGGUGAACCUACAGCAACAAACAAUACUGUGAUCACUGUAGUUGCAUAUACAACAACAACAACAAACAUGCCAGUCACCACAGCCAACCCAAUGUCAGCAACCACCAUGGUUAAAACCACACCUGUGUCAACAAGAACCACAGCAGCCAGUACAGUUGAAUCCAGAACCACAACAGGCAAGGUAACUACCACAAGUGCAGCUACAGCAACAACCAUGGCAAGUACUACAACUGGGGAAACGGCAAGAACCAUCACAACUUCCACUGUUGAACCCACAGAAACAAUAACUAGAGGAACCAUCUCAGGUGAACCUACAACAAUCAAAACCACCACAAGCACUACGAUUGAACCUUCAGUAACAAUCAUGCCGUCCACCAUUAGUGCACCAACAUCAACAAGAACAACCAUGCCAACAGCCACACCUAAUCAUACGUCAACAACCAUGAAAAACACUGCAUCCAUCAAAACAAGCACUAAAGUUGAACCCACCAACCAACAGGCCAACAGACCAACAGGUGCACACAUGACAACCAAACCCACCACCACUGUGCUUGAACCUACAACAAAAGCUUCUACAACAACUAAAACAACAACCAAGGAAACCAUCACAAGUGCACCAACAACAAUCACAACUGCAACCACUUCAGCUGGCGCCUUGGGGACCAGUGCCACCUUGCUACGUUUCAUGCUACCCAUAAUUCCUCUUCUGUUAUGGCCAGGGAUCUGAAGAUUUGAGCUGAGGAUGCAGGGAGAUUUUU